Miscanthus lutarioriparius is the source of this 1140-nucleotide messenger RNA. The record is from the annotation of a GenBank genome assembly. Lineage: Eukaryota; Viridiplantae; Streptophyta; Magnoliopsida; Poales; Poaceae.
AUGCCGGACAAGGUCUUCACACUCGGAGAUGGUUUGGUGUUAUGGGUCGAUUUGCUGCAAGAGAAAAAAGUGAAGAAAUUCCUCCCAGGAGUUAGGCUUUUUGGGGAUGUCACCUGUGUUGAUGGUCUGAUCAAGUUUAUUGAGAUAGAACACCAUGUGAUUGUAAGAGAGAUUACAGAUGAUCCUCCUGAAAAGCCUUUUGACCCAAGGACCAAGGAUGUGUUCUAUGAUUCAGAAUUGAUCAUGCUGAGCAAGCACAAACCAGUGGAAAACAAGCCUAAGAUUCAGCGCUCAGCGAAUGGUUGGAGUGCCACUAUAUGGACUAGGGAGAUAGGGUCGAACUUUUGGCUCAAAGGAAGCGUUGUUGAUGUGAAUGACAUUUUGGUCGAUGACUCGGUGUUUACAGCGUCGGUGUCCAGCAAGAAGAGUGAAUCUGCUGUGAGCCUGACAUUCAAGAACCUGCAGUGUGCUCGGCCCACCCUGAGCACGGACGGUAAUGACAUCCUUUACCUCAAGUUGUUUAGCCGGCAAUUGGGUGUACCGGUGCUGGCUGCUGUCGACCUUGUGGAGAAGACACUGAAAGUAGAAGCACCUGGAGUGCGUACUUUUGGAAAAUACCCCCCUUCGCAGCAAAUAUUGCGUCCCUGUGCAUUGGCGAACAACCUGAAAAUGACUCCAGGCAUUAAAGUCUCAGCAAGCCAGAUUGCACUGAUGGACAGCUCUGCCAAUAAGCCAAACAGUACAGCUAUCCGUGUGGGUGAGCCCAUUUCCUAUGAAUCUGAGAACAAACGUCCAAGGCAGCUAAUAUUGGAGCUCUUUUGUAUAAUCGGAUUUGCUGUCCUCAGGCUCUUGGCUGAGAAAGUCAACCAUGCACAAAAUGGAGCUCAGAGUACUGUACAGAAUGUUCUUAUCUCACAGGCCCAUCCUAAUCAAAAUAAUAUGCCUCCGCGGCUAUGCUUUAACAGGUACGAGCAGCCUGGAUACAGUGGAUACUCAUCAUGGCCCCAUCAGAACAAUCCGGCACACCUCAUCUAUACUUCAACAACAGGCAUGGAGCCAGCUACCAUGGGAAUUGGCAGCAGCAUUAACCCAUAUGCGUAUGGUGCCCACUCAGGCACUGGCAUCUACCAUCAGCGCUGA